Molecule: messenger RNA, 1213 nt
Organism: Elgaria multicarinata webbii
Lineage: Eukaryota; Metazoa; Chordata; Lepidosauria; Squamata; Anguidae
Gene: PSMD9
Product: proteasome 26S subunit, non-ATPase 9
Exons: 6
Coding region: 87-719 (210 amino acids)
Biological process (GO): proteasome regulatory particle assembly
Cellular component (GO): cytoplasm; nucleus
Molecular function (GO): protein binding
Source: RefSeq, a predicted model, not a curated record
UUUUGGCCGCACUCGCGACCCGUAGUGGCUCCUUUGCGACGUUGCCGCUCUUUCCCUUUCUCUCCGGGUGUUGCAUUGGCCCAGGAAUGUCCGUGCAGGAUCCAGGCCCGAAGGCGGUGACGGUCAGCGACGUGCAGCUGCUGCUGAAGAGGAAGGAUGAGAUCGAAGCCCAGAUCAAGGCGUACUAUGAGGUCCUGGAGGAUCAAAGAGGUGUCGGGAUGAACGAGCCGCUGGUGGAUGUCGAAGGCUAUCCACGGGCAGAUGUGGACGUCUACCAGGUCCGGACAGCCCGGCACAACAUUAUCUGUUUGCAGAAUGAUCACAAGGCCUUGAUGCAGGAGGUGGAACAGGCCCUCCACCAGCUGCACGCCCGGGACAAAGAGAAGCGCGAGAAGGACGAGGCGGAGGCUCGGGCCGAAGCCUGCGACCGGAGCCAGGCUCUGCCGCAGCCUUUUGCCCGCGUGAAUGCCGUCAGCCCAGGCUCCCCGGCCAGCUUCUCGGGCCUGCAAGUUGAUGAUGAGAUUGCUGAGUUUGGCUCCGUGAACACGCGCAAUUUCCAGUCGCUGCAGAACAUCGCCACCGUGGUGCAACACAGCGAAGGGAAACCGUUAAGUGUGACUGUGAUACGGCGAGGGGAGAAGCUGCACCUUGGACUCACCCCGAAACGCUGGAGCGGAAAAGGGCUCCUGGGUUGCAACAUUCUCCCUCUGCAAAGAUGACUUCCAUGGACACAGCCGCUCUCACCUGCUUGGCGGCAUUUCAGCCGCCACUGACGGCCGUCGCAUCUGCCCAGAGAAACUGGAGACUUGGGGGGAAAAUGUCUCCAUUGGAGGCUUUGGUGCCUCUUGCCACAGAGGCUCGUGGUGUUCAUGCAAUUUGAAGCUGUGCUAGUUUGUGAGGUUCAGGCGCCCUGCGCUCGUGUCAUUUGCCCCAGGUGUAAACAGAAAGUAAAAAAAACAAACCCGAGGCUUUUUCCGCUUUAUUUUGGAACUUGGCAACCGAUUCUGUGGCUUACUUUCCUGUUUGUUUGUUUGUUUGUUUGUUAGAGAACUUGCCACUAAAGUUUUACACUAGUCCUCAUGGUCGUCUUUACCUUUUUCAUUGACAGCUUAUAGUACGCCCAUUGUCAGAUCUCUGAAGCGUGCCAGAAUCUUAGCUGAUGUUGUAUUUUCUAUUGUCAUUAUACAAUAAAGUUAAUCUGAGUAAAUCUUGA